UGUCUUCUCCAUUCUGCUCCCUCCCUAUAACACCCUGAGUCCCCCCUCCACCCUGACAGUUUUUCUCUCUUUUCAGCGAGCACUUCUCUUUCCUCUGCAUUCUGCUGCCUCCUCUCCAGACACCGCCCUUGAACCUCACACCUCCUACAGGAGCAUCCCUGCUCUAUAGACAGCCCUCACCCAGUACAGGAUGGACCCCUUGGCUCUGCUCCUCUACCUGUGCACAGUGCUGGCCCCGAGCCAUGGAUUCAGCGUGGACGUGGAGGGACCCAUCACCUUCCAGGAGGCAGCUGAGGGGUUUGGGCAGAGCGUGGUGCAGUUCGGGAAUGCCAGUGCCGGGGGGCUGAUUGUUGGGGGCCUGCUGCAGACAGGAAACGUGAACGAAACCGGCAAAGUCUACAAGUGCAACCCUGGAUCCGGACGCUGCCAGGAGAUCCCCAUCCAGAGACCCCCUGAUGCCAUGAACAUGUCCCUUGGUUUCUCUCUGGCUGCCCAAGGCUCCAAGUUCCUGGCGUGCCCCGUGGUGCACCGGGCCUGUGGGGAGAACAUGUAUGUCAGUCACUGCUGCUUCCCUCUGCAGCAGAGCUUCUGGCAACUCCAGCGCAUCCUGGACACCCAGCCAGAGUGCCCCAGACAUGUCACAGACAUAGCGCUCCUCGUUGAUGGCUCGGGCAGCAUCGCACCUGUGGACUUUGGAAAAAUGAAGGCGUUUCUCACUGAGAUCAUGAAGCGUUUCCGCAGCACCGACACGCAGUUCGCCCUCAUGCAGUACUCCAAUAAAUAUGAAUUGCACUUCGACUUCAUGGAGUACAGGAGAAGUCAUGACCCCGAUCACCUCGUCUGGACGAUUGAGCAGCUUCAUGGAACGACGUACACGGCCACAGCCAUCCAGAAAGUCGUGCGGCAGCUGUUCACCUCUGGGAGAGGCGCUCGGGAUGAGGCCACCAAGGUUCUCAUUGUGAUCACAGAUGGGCAGAAAUACAACGACCCGCUUUCUUAUUCAGACGCCAUCCCCGAGGCUGAGAGAGCUGGGAUCAUCCGCUACGCCAUCGGGGUCGGCGAGGCCUUCUCCAGUGAUACUGCCCAACAGGAGCUCCAGGAGAUCGCCUCUGAGCCCACCAACGAGCAUGUCUUCCGGGUGGACAAUUUCGACACCCUCCAGAGCAUCCAGAGCCAGCUGCAGGAGAAGAUCUUCACCUGCAAAGGUUAUUCAUCUCAGGUCAUCACAGCCAAUGGGCAGAGCACCUACAUGGUCGGAAUCCCUCACUGCCAACGCACCGGCAAAGUCAUCCUGUUCAGCCAAGAUACCAAGGGUGGGGAAUGGACACCCAGAUCAGAGCUGUCGGGAGAGCAGAUUGGCUCAUAUUUUGGGUGUACACUGUGCACUGUGGACCUCAACAGAGAUGGGAACACGGACCUAGUUCUCAUUGGAGCCCCCAUGUACCAUACACCCCUGAAUGGAGGACGGGUCUAUAUCUGCCCGAUCGACUUGCUGGGGACGACGAUGUUCUGCAACAAGACACUACAUGGGCAGACGGGGGAAGUGUCUGGGCGCUUCGGGGCCAGCAUGUCUGAAAUUGGGGACAUCAGCGGGGAUGGACACACAGAUGUGGCCAUUGGGGCUCCCAUGGAGAAUGACAAUCGUGGGGCCUUGUACAUCUUCCAUGGGGAAAAGGGAGGUCUCAGUCCCCAGUACAGACAGCGCAUCGAGGGGUCACGGUUUCCCAGCAGGCUGCACUACUUUGGCCAGGCCGUCAGUGGUGGGACAGAUCUGACGGGGGAUGGACUGCCGGACAUCGCGGUGGGGGCACAAGGGCAGGUCCUGCUGCUGAGGUCCCGGCCGGUGCUCAGAGUCAGGGUCUCCAUCAGCUUCCAGCCCCCCACGAUCCCAACCUCGGCCUUCGACUGCCAGGGGCAGGAGCAGCUCAACACAGAGGCCAGCAGGGCAGAGGUCUGCUUCACCAUCACUAAGAGCACCAUGGACAGCCUAGGUGACAGGAUCUCCAGCACCAUCCAGUACAGCCUGGCCCUGGACCCCGGGCGGACUAAUAUCCGAGUCACCUUCGACUUCACCUGCCCUGUCCUGAGCAGGGAGCUGCGGCUCGGCAUCGAGACGAGAUGUGAGACGUACCGGAUAAUGUUUCCUCUCUGCCCAGAGGACACCCUGACCCCCAUCACCCUGCGUCUCAACUACACCCUGAAGGGGGAUCCCAUCGCUGCUGCCAGCUGCCUCAGACCCAUCCUGAGCGAGGACUCUGCACUGGUGUCUGCAGGCUUGGUAAGCUCCCUAUUUCAGAAAGACUGCGGCAUGGAUGGCCGCUGCGAUGACCAGUUAGGAGUCUCCUUCAAUUUCUCUGGCUUGAGCACCCUGGUGGUGGGCAUUAGCCCUGAACUCAACAUCACCGUCUCCAUUGAGAACCGCGGGGAGAAUUCCUACAGCACCACGGUGCGGUUCUUCUACCCGGCCGCGCUGUCCUACCGCCGGGUCCUGCUGCUCCAGUCUAACAGGAGGCCCCUGGCCAUUAAGUGCAGCUUGGCGGAGGGCUCAGAGGAACAAUCUCAAAGGAACAGCACCUGCCACAUCAACCUCCCCAUCUUCUGGAGCGGGGCCGAGGCCAUCUUUGUCACCACUUUCGCUGUCUCCUCUGAGGCCGACCUGGGGGACAGGCUGCAGAUCACGGCCACUGCCAGCAGUGACAAUGGUGGCCCCAUCACCGAGCGCAUGAUUCACCGGGCGGAGCUGCCGGUCAAGUACGGCAUCUUCGUCAUCCUCACCAGCCUCGAGGAGUCGACCAAGUACGUCAACUUCUCUGUCGAGGACGCAGGGACAAGUAUGCCAGUGACACAUGGGUACGAGGUCAAGAACCUGCGGCAGCGAAGCGUCCCCAUCUCGGUCACGUUCCAGUUCCCCGUGGAGCUGAGCGGGGUCCGGGUGUGGGACGCCUCUGAGGUCGUCCCCUCCAAGCCCGAGCUGGCUCAGUGCACCAGUGAGGCUGAAAUGCCGGGUUCGAAGGACUUUGUGAAGCAGAUGAGCGAGCGCCCCCUGCUGGACUGCUCCGUGGCCACCUGUAAGAAGAUCCGGUGCAGAAUCGCCUCCCUGGAAAUGCGGCAACCGCUGGAGUUUGUGAUCAAAGGGAACGUCAGCUUCCAGUGGGUCUCCCAGACUCAGCAGCAGAAAGUGAGUCUGGUGAGCGAGGCCCGGAUUGAAUACGAGGAGAAGAAAUACACCCAGAAGGAGGGAUUCGUCCAGCGCCAGGUGCAGACGUUGGUGGAGCGCUCCGAGGUCUAUAACUACCUGCCCAUCAUCGUGGGCAGCAGCGUGGGGGGCCUGAUCCUGCUGGCUCUCAUCACCGCAGCCCUCUGCAAGCCUUGCUCACGCAGAAGAUGGCAACCAGGUGUGGUCUCGAGAAAGGAAUGUGCCUCCCUGAAUUUGCAUUUAAUCAGUAAAUCGUCUUCAAGAAGAAGGGAAACAAAGGAAGCUCAAAGGUGUGAGGAAGAGCCAGUCCUUCCACAUAAACUCUGUGUGUCCUAGUCCGCAGCUGGAAAUGUUUUUCAAGAGUGGGACUGAAACUAUAAAAAGGAGGGACAACCCCUCCUUUCCUGCCCAUGGCAUUCACUACACCUGAAGAGAGAAAGGAAGCAUUCACUGGAUGCUGAGGAAGAGGGUCUGAUGUACACAGUUUGAUCUGGAAGGCAGCUGAAAGCAUGUGGUGAGAAACUUUGCUUGAAGAGGAUAUAGUUUAAGUUAGGCACUAGUAAAUGUUUCAUCUUUAUUUUCUUUGUAACCAUUUCUGACUUUUAUUCCUCAUUAGUUGGAUUCACUUAAAAUCUCUCAUUGUAGUUAAUAAACUUGUUUUAUUGUUUUA
Molecule: messenger RNA, 3866 nt
Organism: Caretta caretta (loggerhead turtle)
Lineage: Eukaryota; Metazoa; Chordata; Testudines; Cheloniidae
Source: RefSeq, a predicted model, not a curated record